Labrus bergylta (ballan wrasse) is the source of this 1191-nucleotide messenger RNA. The record is from RefSeq and is a predicted model, not a curated record. NCBI's taxonomy places the organism in Eukaryota, Metazoa, Chordata, Actinopteri, Labriformes, Labridae.
AUGAGCUCCCAAGUUGGAUCCUCUGGGGCGAGUGGCUCGAGCAGAAUUGGACGUCCCGGAUCUGAAGACGCUGAUGAAGGAUACAGUAACAUUGAGACUAACAGCCGCCAUUUGAGGGGAAUAAAACCUGUAGAUUUAGCUGCUGAGGAAAGAUCAAGAAGUGUGGAUCAGCUGAGAUUUACAUCCAGGACAGCCGCAGGAGAACUUCCCCGCAACUCCUCUAGCUCAUCCAGAGAAGCGGAUCCAUUCUGGGUGGACGUGAGAACUGGAGCAGCAGCCAGAAGAUUCCGGCAAAGCCACCCGACUCGGACGCCGAACCCAUCUGUCACAAGUUCAGAGAUAGGAGAAGAGGAAGUAGAGGAUGGAGAGGAAGGAGGAAGUGGUGUGAUGGAGGAGAUGAGUCAAGCUGUGACCUCAGUAGCUGUGCCGGCAUGUGUUCCUUUUGGGGAGAGGAGGAUGAAUAAAAGAGAGAAGAACAGGAUGAAGUGUCUGAGGAGGAGGCAGAGGAGACGGGAGAGGUGGAGACAGAGUCAACUGCAGGAGAACAGACAGAGUUCAACAGGAAACGCAUCCAGCAGCAGCAGUGAGGAUGACGAGGACGUGAGCAUCGGGGACAGAGAAGGCUACAUCUGCGCUGUGUGUUUGGAUGUUUACCUCAGCCCUUACAUGUGUCACCCCUGUAACCACAUCUUCUGUGAACCCUGUCUGAGGACACUGGCUAAGAACAGCCCCACCAACACACCCUGCCCCCUCUGCAGAACAAUCAUCACACAUGUUUUCUUCCAGAAGGAGCUAAACCAAACAGCGAGGACAUUCUUCCCAAAGGAAUACCUUUCUCGGAAACAGAAUUUCCAGAAAGCAAGUUGUGCAAAGUGGCCACUGCCGAGCUGUAGGAAACUAUUUCGCAUCUUUGGAGGCUUCCAGAGGCCGUCUAGCCCCAUUGCUCGACGCCAGUUCCCCCAUGGAGGAGGCUACCGUCUGGACGCUUUGGACUUUGAGGAUGACUCUCGUGGCUGGCGCUUUGACAUGGACAUGGUCAUCAUCUACAUCUACUCUGUCAACUGGAUUAUUGGAUUCUUCAUAUUCUGCUUCCUUUGCUACCUCUUCUUCCCUUCUUUUUGAAACUCCCAGCAACACUGGUGGAGGCUGAAGACACUGAAUGCUGAGGGUAAAAUACGGAAUUAAAGAUGU